Messenger RNA from Anguilla rostrata (American eel), 4297 nucleotides. RefSeq names its product cadherin-18-like. Bases 781 to 3195 code for a protein of 804 amino acids. The transcript has 12 exons. Lineage: Eukaryota; Metazoa; Chordata; Actinopteri; Anguilliformes; Anguillidae. Gene Ontology annotation, cellular component: catenin complex; adherens junction; plasma membrane. Gene Ontology annotation, biological process: adherens junction organization; cell-cell junction assembly; calcium-dependent cell-cell adhesion. Gene Ontology annotation, molecular function: calcium ion binding; cadherin binding. The record is from RefSeq and is a predicted model, not a curated record.
ACGAUAUAAUAUUAAUGUAUUAAAAGUGAAAAUGGACAGAUGGGUUCUGAAGUUAAUGCAUGUAUGGAAAUGUAUGUAUGCAUGGAAAUGAAUGCGAUCUGUCAGAUAUGUAAUAUCACAGUUAUGCUGGAGGGUAAAUAAGGACAAAUAAGAACACAAAUAAGGAUUUUUUUUUUUUUUUUUGGUCAUUGUGUUAAAAGAAAGAGCCCGACAGUAAGCAAGGUCACUUUAAGAGAGAUGUUUUCAAAAAUGGAAAGGGGGAACAUCCAAAGAACUAUAGACCUCUCUAGCCGCAGCUAAGUUGAGUGUUCAUGACUCCACAAUAGGUAAGAGACUGGGGGGGGGGGAAAUGGGAUUCGUGGGAGAGCAGCAAGGUGAAAACUAGUGAUGACCAAGAAAGACACCAAUGCUCGUCUCACAUUAGCAAAAAAAACACCUGGAUGUUCUACAAGCCUUUUGGGGUCAUAUGGACAGGACUUAAACGCCUGUGGCUGUAGAUUCUGGUAAUCGGCCCUUGACAGCGACAUCGUCCCAUCGCCCCACUCGGAUUUUUAUUUAUUUAUUUACUUUUCAAAGAAGUUCCUGUCGCACCAAAAUGUAAAUGGAGUUGGGCAUUUCCCCUGUCGGGCUGUCAAACCAUGGACCUUGAAAGAACUCUCCGGAAGGGCCUUCCAAUUUGGAUUUAGCAGCAGUGGGGAGGAGUCCCGCCCCCGAAGCCGCCGUUUCGGGGGGGGACCGUUUCACCGCGGGACGCUGACGAGCCACGCCCAUCUUCCCACCAUGAGGAUUACAAGCCCCUCCUGCCUCUGCCCCUUCCUGUUCUGCCUCUGUUUCGUCCAGAGGGGCUACGGCUCCGCCCCCCAUCACCCCCCCUCCCCCGCCAGGACCCCCGGAAAAAACCAGACCCGGCUGCGGGAGGGGGAGACGGAGGUGCACCACCGGCCCAAACGCGGAUGGAUAUGGAACCAGUUCUUUGUUCUGGAGGAGCACAGAGGGCCGGAAGCUCAGUACGUGGGGAAGCUUCACUCAAACUCAGACAAAGGGGACGGCUCGGUUCGGUACAUCCUGACCGGGGAAGGGGCCGGCACCAUAUUCAUCAUCGACGAGGUGACGGGGGACAUCCACGCCACGAAGAGCCUGGACCGGGAGAAGAAGGCCCACUACGUCCUCCACGCGCAGGCCAUCGACCGGCACACCAGCAAGCCCCUGGAGCCCGAGUCCGAGUUCAUCAUUAAGGUCCAGGACAUCAACGACAACGCCCCCAAGUUUCCGGACGGUCCCUUUGUGGCGUCCGUUCCAGAGAUGUCAGAAGUCGGUACCUCAGUGUUCCAGGUCACUGCCAGUGAUGCCGAUGACCCCACCUAUGGAAACAGCGCGAGAGUGGUUUACAGCAUUCUGCAGGGGCAGCCAUAUUUCUCCGUGGAUCCCAAAACCGGGAUCAUCAGGACUGCUUUAGCUAACAUGGAUCGAGAAGCGAGAGAGCACUAUGCUGUCGUCAUUCAAGCCAAAGACAUGGCGGGGCAAGUCGGAGGACUCUCUGGGUCGACCACCAUCAACAUCACCCUGACGGACGUCAACGACAACCCUCCUAAAUUCCCUCAGAAAAACUACCAGCUUUACGUCCCGGAAUCGGCGCAGGUUGGGAAGCCGGUGGGCAAAAUCAAAGCCAACGAUGAGGAUCUGGCCGUCAACGCAGAGAUCAAGUACAGCAUCACCAACCCGGACGGGGCCUCCGUCUUCUCCAUUUCCACCGACCGGGAGACCAGAGAGGGGGUCAUCUCGCUCAGAAAGCCCUUGAACUACGAGAAGAAGAAGACCUACACCCUUCACAUCGAGGGGGCCAACGCACACCCGGACCCCCGCUUCUCCUACCUGGGCCCCUUCAAAGACAGCGCCACGCUGAAGAUCACCGUGGGCGACGUGGACGAGGCGCCCGUCUUCUCCAUGGACUACUACAUCAUGGACGUGUACGAGAACGCCCCCGCGGGCACGGAGGUGGGGGCGGUGACCGCGCGGGACCCGGACAGCACCAACAGCGCCAUCAGGUAUUUCAUUGACCGCAGUUUGCACGGGGACACGCAUUUCAACAUCGACGCGAACAGCGGGACGCUGAAGACGACGCGGGUCCUGGACAGGGAAGAGAUGGCCUGGCACAACAUCACUGUGAUCGCUUCGGAGGUCGAUAACCCCAGCCUCCUCAGCCAUGUCCCUGUCACGGUGCAGGUCCUGGACGUCAACGACAACCCGCCCAAACUGGCGACCGAGAGCGAGGUCAUCGUGUGUGAGAGCACCAGGGUGGGACAGGUGAUCCAGACCAUCGGUGCAGUGGACAAAGACGACUUUGCAAACGGACCGCGCUUCUCCUUCGCUCUUCCGCAAGACCUCCCCGUGAACCCCAACUUCACCCUCAAGGACAACGAAGACAGCACGGCCAGCGUCCUGUCCCGCAGAAAGCGGUUCAGCCGCGCCUUGCAGGAGCUCUACCACCUCCCCGUGGUGGUGUGGGACGGCGGGGAGCCGGAGCUGAGCAGCACCGGGACCCUGACGCUGAGGGUGUGCGCCUGCCAGCGCGGGGCCCGGGUUCGAGCCUGCCAGGCCGAGGCCUUCCUGUCCUCCGCCGGGCUCAGCACCGGGGCGCUGGUGGCCAUCCUGCUGUGCAUCGUCAUCCUGCUGGUGAUCGUGGUGCUCUUCAUCACUCUGCGGAGGAGCAAGAAGGAGCCGCUGAUCAUCUCCGAGGAGGACGUGCGGGAGAACGUGGUCACCUACGACGACGAGGGGGGCGGGGAGGAGGACACCGAGGCCUUCGACAUCCUGGCGCUGCGGAACCCGGCCGGGGCGGCCGAGGAGCUCAAGUUCCGGCGGGACGUCAAGCCCGAGGCGCUGCGGCCGGGCCGGCGCGGGACCCCCCCCAGCCCCGCCCCCGCGGCGGAGGCGACGGCGGCGGACGAGGUGGACGUGCGCGAGUUCAUCACGCGGAGGCUGGCGGAGGCCGACACGGACGCCAGCGGCCCGCCGUACGACUCGCUGCAGACGUACGCGUACGAGGGGCGGGGCUCCAUGGCCGGCUCCGUCAGCUCGCUGGGCUCGGGCGCCUCGCCCUCCGAGCAGGACUACGCAUUCCUGGAGGACUGGGGCCCCCAGUUCCACAAGCUGGCAGAACUCUACGGAGGCUCGGAGUCCGAACUCGUCACCUAGCUUGUGUCACUGUAAAAAAAAAAAAAAAAAAAAAAAAAAAAAACGAGGAAAAAAAGGACAAGUGAUUACAAAAUAAACUCCGCCCCCUAUUCCCCUUUCAGACCCGCCCCCGUUCCCUCCUCUUCCUCUUUCCCACGCCUCGGUUUAACAAUAAAAGGAAAAGCUUUUGAACUCUUUAACUGUUGUUCACUUUUGCUGUAGAAUCAACCGCCCUUUUUUUAUUUAUUUUUAUUUAUUUUAUUUUUUUUCCUUGGGUUCUACAUGUGGAAGAAAUAAAUUUGAUUUUGAAAGAAAAAAAGAAAAAAACAAAAACACUUUUCCCUGGUGUAUAUUUUUUAUUGCUUAAUAAAGGCCAUAGUUCCAUAUAAGUCAACACAUCUGAAAAGAAGUGGAAGUAAUGGAUUUUUUAUUUUUAUUUUAUUUUAUUUUGAGUUGGGACUAACCGCCAGUCCAGGUAAAUAUUCAAUGCCGCAUCCAGUUGUCAGAAAGGUAAGUGUAAUUUCUCCUUUCCUUUAAACAUAAAUACGUUUUGGCCUUUUUUCCAUUAUGCUGAUGAAUUGUUUUGUUUGUUUCUUUGAACAUAAAGCAAACUGGCAAGCCCAGUUAAAAACGGAAAUUGAACUAAAAGCCAUUAGCUUCUCCUGCACAGAAAUUCACAGCCUCUUCGGAAGCGGCAAGGUUUUUUAUGGCUUUUCAGUUGAGACGCUAUGAUGAAAUUCAUACUGGCGCUAAGUUUCGUUUUGUAAUUCUGGAGACGCUCUGGAGGAUGUUCGGCACUCCCGUGGGGCGCAGAUCUGUCGACCGGCCCCUGACUGGAUCAAAAAAAAAAAAAGGAGAGAAAAAAGCAAAGGCUCAGUUCUGCUGCCAGCACAUUUUCUUUCUCUUAUGUUAAGGAGAACGUCGAAGAAGUGGAUCUUGGCUGAGCUGAUAUUUAUGUUUUUCAAUCAGGUCGUGUUCUUACACCAACUAAAUGAAUAAAUAAAUAAAAUUUUAAUAAAUAAAUGGUGUGCCUUGAAGCACUGGUUUACAGCUGAAAUUGUUCUAACCUGGUAAGUCCCCCUAAACCUACUCUGACCUGGUGAGUCUCUCUAAACCUGCUCUC